CACUUUUUUGUUGUAUUAUCGCUUCAACUGUUAGUGAAAUGUGUUUUGUUGCAUUGUCACUUUAAUUCUUGGAGAAAGCUGUAUUUUCUUGUAUUAUCACUUCAACUGUUGUAUUAUAGCUUUAUUGUGUUUCAUUAUCAUGUUAAUUAUAAGACAAAGCUGUAUUUUGUUGUAUUACCGCUAUAAUUGUUAGCGUAAAUGCUCAGACAGGCCAUGAUCUCCCAGAAUGAAUAUGGAAAAGUCCCUCAGAGCAGUCAGAUGGAAAAAUCCUGGCCCUGAUCACAUGCUGCACUACAGACUGAUCAAUACUGCCCCAUAAGAUGGCACCUCGGCCCGACUUCGAGGGAAACUCACUGGGCCAGCAGACAGAUGGACUCGGUGUUCAGAAACAGAAGUCGGUCUGCAUGGCUCCUGCUGUUUCUUCUGUAGCUCUGAUCCAGGCUGGACCGGAGAGGGAGGAGGACCCCUGGGACCUGCCAGAGCUUCAGGACACUGGAGUUAAAUGGGCAGAUUUAGACACUAAAGGAAAAGUACUGAGGGUUUUUAUUUCAGUCCUAAAGCUGGUGACGCUGUUGGGUUUGCUGUAUCUCUUCGUUUGCUCUCUGGACAUCCUCAGCUCAGCGUUUCAGCUUGUAGGAGGUAAGGCGGCUGGAGAUAUUUUCCAGGAGAAUGAGGUGUUAUCUAACCCGUUGGCUGGACUAGUCAUUGGGGUUUUGGUCACUCUGCUGGUCCAAAGCUCCAGCACAUCCUCAUCUAUAGUGGUCAGCAUGGUCUCCUCUGGAUUGCUGCAGGUGCCCACAGCGGUCCCUAUCAUCAUGGGCACCAACAUUGGAACAUCGGUCACGAACACAGUGGUGGCCAUGACUCAGGCAGGAGACCGGAGCAAGUUCCGCAGGGCGUUUGCCGGGGCCACGGUGCACGACUUCUUCAACUGGCUGUCCGUGUUGGUGCUGUUGCCAUUGGAGGUUGCUACGGGAUACCUGUACCGCCUCACUGAGGUCAUAGUGAGAACCUUCAACAUAGAGACCGGAGAGAAUGCCCCGGCACUGCUCAACGUCAUCACUGACCCGCUCACGCACUCCAUCAUAGAGUUGGACGAGUCAGUCAUCAGCGGCAUCGCUACUGGAGACCCAGAAGCCAAGAAUAAAAGUCUCAUCAGAACAUGGUGUUCAACUUCAACAAACACGACCCUACAGAACGUGACCAUAGUAAACUGCACCAGCGCCCCCUGCUGGGAGUGGAGGAAUGUGUCUGAAACAAUUAACAUUCAUAAAUGUCGUCAUAUCUUUGUGGACACUAACCUGCCGGACCUAGCGGUGGGGCUAAUCCUGCUCGCCCUGUCUCUGUUGGUGCUGUGUGCCUGCCUCAUCUGCAUCGUCAAACUCCUCAACUCCAUGUUGAAGGGUCAGGUGGCUGCUGUCAUCAAGAAGAUCAUCAACACAGAUUUUCCAUUUCCACUCGGAUGGCUGACCGGAUACCUGGCCAUCGUGGUGGGAGCAGGAAUGACCUUCAUUGUCCAGAGCAGCUCAGUCUUCACCUCAGCUAUUACACCUCUAGUAGGUAUCGGGGUUAUAAGCAUUGAAAGAGCUUAUCCACUCUCUCUGGGCUCCAACAUUGGAACGACCACCACAGCCAUACUGGCAGCUCUGGCCAGUCCAGGAGAAACACUGACCAAUUCACUGCAGAUCGCUCUGGUUCAUCUCUUCUUCAACCUGUCGGGCAUCGUGCUGUGGUACGUGCUGCCGUUCAUGCGAGUCCCCAUCAUGCUGGCCAAAGCGCUGGGCAACGUCACGGCUCGUUACCGCUGGUUCGCCAUCUUCUACAUCAUCUUCUGCUUUUUCUUCAUCCCACUGCUGGUGUUCGGCCUGUCCCUGGCCGGCCUGCCCGCGCUGCUGGGCGUCCUCCUGCCAGUGGCGCUGUUGCUGCUGUUUGUGAUCAUCAUUAACUUGAUGCAGUCGCGCUGGCCUCAGCACCUUCCCACCUGCCUCCAGAGCUGGGACUUCCUCCCACUCUGGGCCCAUUCCCUGGAGCCCUGGGACAGGAUGGUUACCGCGGCAACUGCCCACUGCUGCUGCUGCUGCAAGUGCUGCCAAGUCAUCACCCCCGGCGACGAGGAGGCGGGGUCAGUGGAUAAGAAGGACGGUGGCAUGGAAAUGCGCGACAACCCAGUUUUAGCCAACGGCAGCGAAGGGAAAGAGAAAGCACCGCCCACUCCAGUGAUCCUCAAAGUGACAGCGUUAUAGACUCUGUAUUAGCAUGCAUUUACCUUAUAGUUAUUACACAUUUAUAACACAUCCAUAUCAACCUCAAAAAUGACGAAGGACGAGCUGGAGAGUGCCAGUGGACUCCAGAACGAGGGCAAAAACGCAAUGUUUAUGAAUGUCAUUUUGUAAUUUAUAUGUAUUUUUUGUUAUUGUUGUUUUUUUUACCUUCUUUUGUUCUUACAUUACACAGUUUUGCCAUUUACCACAAAUGUAGUUGAUCAGCCAAAGCCAGACGUUUGCUUCUUUAGUUUUACCACUAAAGCUACAAGGCUAUGUAGCUAACUAGUUUAUGUAACAGUGUGAGCGUCACUGUUGCUGCUUCUGCUUUAAGCUAACAAGUGAUGGAGGCUUAUUCCCCACCAAUUAACAUGGUGCUAACUGCCUGACCAUCAUAAACACGUCUGUAUGAGAUUACUAAACAAUCGAUGAGUUUUGAGGUGUGUUGUAAUUCAUACAUUCUAUAAAGCUUCCAUUAGUUGUUAGCUACAUUAGCCUCAUAGUUCCAGUGUUAAAACUAGAGAAGUAAACUUCAGACACCAAACAUGUCUUGACUGCGUUUAGGGUAUCGGGGAAAACUGUGUAAAAGUGCUUUGAAUUUAAAGGAAUGGUGUAAAGCUAAUGUUGCUAAUGAAUAUUCGAUACGUAUGCUAAUUGGCGACUACUAGCACACAUUAGCAACAUUAGCACAUGAGCAUGCAUGGUUGAACUCUUCCUUCGGGAAUUCAAAAGCUACCCAAGGACUCUAAGGUUACAAACAUGAUUUGUACACCGUCAUGUU
Colossoma macropomum (tambaqui) is the source of this 3042-nucleotide messenger RNA. RefSeq names its product solute carrier family 34 member 2a (gene slc34a2a). Gene Ontology annotation, cellular component: vesicle; brush border; apical plasma membrane. Gene Ontology annotation, molecular function: sodium:phosphate symporter activity. NCBI's taxonomy places the organism in Eukaryota, Metazoa, Chordata, Actinopteri, Characiformes, Serrasalmidae. The record is from RefSeq and is a predicted model, not a curated record. Gene Ontology annotation, biological process: intracellular phosphate ion homeostasis; sodium-dependent phosphate transport. Bases 321 to 2243 code for a protein of 640 amino acids. The transcript has 13 exons.